This is a messenger RNA of Staurois parvus, 681 nucleotides long. NCBI's taxonomy places the organism in Eukaryota, Metazoa, Chordata, Amphibia, Anura, Ranidae. The record is from the annotation of a GenBank genome assembly.
UGGAAAUUACUGCCGUCAGACUUUAAUUGUAUUGUUUUGCAGAUGAAAAAGCAGUUCUCAUAUUUUUGUUUUAAGGGUCUGCAGAGCCAUCUCCACGGCAAAGAAGCCUUGGAUCUUUCAAAAUUGCUCACUGUGAGAGCUCAUAUCACUUACUGGGAGAACAUGGACAAUCUUCACUUUGAUCUUCGCUGGGCGGCUGUCACGGUAGCAAAUUCAUUUGAAAGCACUCCCAUAAAGCCUGUCCCAAUUAUACCCACGGCCCUAGCCAGGAACCUGAGCAGUCACAAUAAUAUUGCACAGCUUCAAGGAACACACAAAUGCGGAUAUUUGACGAUGGACCAAACUCGGAAACUGCUUCUAGUCCUAGAGUCUGAUCCAAAGGCUUAUACACUUCCACUUGUCGGAAUCUGGCUGAGUGGGAUUACACAUAUCCACAGUCCGCAGGUUUGGGUCAGCUGUCUGCGAUACCUGUUCAGCUCAUCGGUUAAGGAAAGGGUGCUCUCAGAGUCUGGCAGUUUCCUCAUUGUUCUCUAUUCACUGACCCACAAGGAGCCUGAGUUCUAUGAGUGUAUUCCAUGCAUUGGCCAUGAUCCUCUUGGCUACCAGUUGCUGACCUGUGAAGAUUCUCUACACCUUUUUUAGAAUGUGGAAUCCUCUAAACAAUCACCCCUGUCGUUUGAG